Molecule: messenger RNA, 3959 nt
Organism: Pteronotus mesoamericanus
Lineage: Eukaryota; Metazoa; Chordata; Mammalia; Chiroptera; Mormoopidae
Product: zinc finger protein 211-like
Exons: 4
Coding region: 527-2335 (602 amino acids)
Biological process (GO): regulation of transcription by RNA polymerase II
Cellular component (GO): nucleus
Molecular function (GO): DNA-binding transcription factor activity, RNA polymerase II-specific
Source: RefSeq, a predicted model, not a curated record
UAGAGAGUUUAUUAUUCUUACAUACUUACUUCUUGGCGCUAGGUUCUAGGAAUAGAUUAUUAUUUGUUUGUAUUUUUCCAUUAGAACGGUGUCCCAUUCUGGCCAACAAGGUGAUCGACAUGGUCACCUAUCUGACCUUGAGGAAUGCUAAGACCCAAAUGAGUGUGUGGGAUUUGCCUAACUGCAGUCUGAAGCAACUGAAGUCAACCUCAGAAAGGCGAGACCAAGUGUCUGUAUGAGCUCAUGUUGCAGAACCUGGAGAAGCUGACAAAGGAGGACAAAAACUCAGGUUUCUCCUGUAGGACCCUCAUCUGUGGAGAAGUGGUGAAGGCCUGGAACAAGGCCCUCAGCCUCAGAAGAUGGCCCAGAGGAAAUUGGGGGGGCAACUGAAGGGAAAGGCCUUUCAGUUUGCUUCCUGAGCUCCAGCUGCUCUUUUUUCCUAGGAAGAUUCAUGAGAAACUUCUCAGGAUCACCUAACUGGUUUGGAACAUCCUGAGUUCUGGGUCAUGGUGGUGAGGCCAGAACAAUGAGAAGACGCAAGAAUCCAGGUACCCGGCCGAACAGACGCAGAUCUGAGGCUCAGCAACAUGGCAACAUCACCCAGAUGACCUGUGCGAGGGCUGGGACAGGGAUCACUGUCAGGACUGCCUCCUCGCUCACCACUCCUGCCCCACUCCGCCCACAGAAUCUGAUGGCAGCAGCCACUCUGGGCCCCCCAACUGAGAUUAAUGUGACCUUUGAGGAUGUUGCCGUGUACUUCUCCCAGGUGGAAUGGCGCCUCCUUAAGGAGGCUCAGAGACGCCUGUACCUCGAAGUGAUGAUGGAGAAUUUUGCACUUAUAUCCUCUUUAGGUUGCUGCUGUGGAGCAGAGAAUGUAGAGGUACCCAUUGAACAGAAUGUUUCUGUGAGAGUGUCUCAGGCAAAGAAUCCUGAUAUAGCUUUGUCUUCCCAAAAGAGCCACCCCUGUGAGCGCUGUGCACCAGUCUUGAGAGAUAUCUUCCACCUGGUUGAGGAGCAAGGAACACAGCACAGCCAGAAACUAUUGAGGUGUGGCGCAUGCGCAAAACAGUUUUAUUUCAGUGCCAAGUGUCACCAGCACCAGGAGCAGCACAUGAGGGAGAAGCCUUUCCUAAGAGGUGUGGGCAGGGUCUCACUUGUGAGGGGCUGCAACUUCAGUGUGUCCCAGAAGCUUUUUAUCUGUCGGGAGGUUGGACAGGACAUCCUUACCAGCCCAGGACAUAUCCAGGAACAAGCUAUUCACACCGGGGACAAGCCAAAUGAAAUGCUGAUGUCUGGGGUGAGUUUUCAAAGGAGAAAAAAUUAUUACACCAGAAAAGAACGUAAGAAAGCCAUUGGCUGCAACCACACACUUGUUCCAGACAAAGCUGUCCCUACUGGAAGACAGUGUUUUGUGUGCCAUGAAUGUGAAAAAUGUUUUACAAGACUCUCUGGCCUUCGUUAUCAUCAGAAAGUUCACACAGGGGAAAAGCCAUUUAAGUGCAAUGAAUGUGGGAAAUGCUUUAAAGAUCGCUGUGGCCUUAUUCAACACCGUCGAGUUCAUUCUGGAGAAAAACCUUAUGAGUGUGGUGAAUGUGGGAAAUCCUUUAGCCAAAGUACUAGCCUCAUUCAACACCAGAGAGUUCACACUGGAGAAAAGCCAUAUAAGUGCAGUGAAUGUGGAAAAUAUUUUACCAGAAUCUCUAGCCUUUAUUGUCAUCAGAGAGUUCACACUGGAGAAAGGCCUUAUGAGUGCAGUGAAUGUGGGAAAUCUUUUAUCAGGAAUCAUCAUUUGCGUUGUCAUCAGAGAAUUCACACUAGAGAAAGGCCUUAUGAGUGCAAAGAAUGUGGAAAAGCUUUUAUCAGGAACUCUGACCUCCGUUGUCAUCAGAGAUUUCACACUGGAGAAAGGCCUUAUGAGUGCAGUGAAUGUGGGAAAUCUUUUAUCAGUAGCUCUGGCCUCCGUUAUCAUCAGAGAUUUCACACUGGAGAAAAACCUUAUGACUGCAGUGAAUGUGGGAAAUCUUUCACCUGUAGCAGUGGCCUCCGUUAUCAUCAGAGAUUUCACACCGGAGAAAGGCCUUAUGAGUGCACUGAAUGUGGGAAAUCUUUUGUCAGGAACAUUCACUUGCGUUGUCAUCAGAGGGUUCACACUAGGGAAAGGCCUUAUGAGUGCAAUGACUGCGGGAAAUCUUUUAUCAGCAACUCUGACCUUCGUUGUCAUCAGAGAUUUCACACUGGAGAAAGGCCUUAUGAGUGCAGCGAAUGUGGUAAAUCUUUUAGCCAAAAUUCUAACCUCUCUAAGCACAUGAGAGUUCACAUGGGAAGAAGUUCUUAGAUGUGUAGGAAAUGUACAAGUUUUUUAUUCAGUGUUAACAACUCUGGAGGAAACUGCAGCUCCAUUUUUCUGAAUUUAAUCUCAUUGAACUGUCAACAAUAGGGAGAUUUGCCUUAAGUUUUAAUUAAUGUGGGAAGCAUAUGUGCCCGAGUUGGGUCACACGGCUCCUGCCAGAUUUAUGUCACUACAAAUUUCUGUGGCUGAAUGUACCACCUGUGCCACCUAGCAGGUCUCCAUAGUUUGCAUCAGUCACCAUCCUAAUGUGCUCAGGAAAGCUGACUUUGUUCUCUGAUUUGUUGAUGGAAAUUAGGAGUAGCCUGAGCCUUAUGAGAUCUGCAUUUCCUUCACUCUGAUUAGUUGGGGCAUGAGCCUGACCAAGUCUUGACCUCAGAAAAUAUCAUCUGCGUUUAGCUGAUGGCUUACAGAAGGACUGCCUUUUCAGGGGCAUGGUUUCCUACAUACCUGUGAUGAAUAUUUCCAAUGUCAAAGUUACCAAUGCAAGAACUGCCAGGUCCAUUUCCCUUUGGUUUGUAAAAUGAAGGCCUUUUUCCUCUUUAAUCUUGGGUGUUUUAUUUAGUGUGAAGGGUAGAUUAUAAGCAGACUUGGGCUCUAUGAGCAUGAAGAGGUAAGGAACUAUUGUGGGGUUCUCAAAUUUUCUCUGCCUUCGAGAGGCCGGUAUGGUGCUGAUAUUAGCCUACCAGUUUUUGCCAAAUAUACAUUGCUGCCCACAUGCUCCUAGGAAAGACUGCAGGGCUCUCUGGUACUCACAUGAAGCUCAGAUGCUGAGUUUUAGGAGACUCAGAAAUCAUUUUUAAGAGGGGGCCAGUGUGACAACCUCAAGUGCUUCUAAGGGCAGUCUGAAUUUGUCCCUUGUUCACAAGGUAUUUUUGAGGGGAAUCACUUUUGAAGGUCUUGCAAAGGACCAUGUGACCUAAUAUCUACAAUUCCAUGGGUGAUGAUCACUUGGUUGUAGGACCAUAGGGGUUAUCCAUGGUUGCUACAGAAUCACUGACAUAAUGGGGAUUGGAGAACACUGCAGCCAGCUAGCCAUAAUGUACCUCUUCUAAACAUGCAUCCAGAAUUAUUUCUGUGAAAAGACUGCAGGAUUAUUGUGUACACAAAUCUGAGUAUCUCCAGGCAUGUUUAUCUUCUGUGCCCAAAGUCAUCGUCAUUGAAAAUAAUCAAAAGAUUUUGUUGACUUAUGUACCCUCUCAGGUGUUCACCUGAAGACAGUUAGUGCCCAGACAGGAAAUCAAAGAUAAAAGUGGUAUCUAUAGUCCAGGGAUGUGGCUUAUAAUCCAGCCAGCAUUGCUUUCAUUUGGGUGAAAGUCCUUCAUUGUUUGGUAUAUUUGAUGUCACUGAGGCAAGACUGAUCCACAGAGGGGAUGAGGUUGCCAAGCCUAUUUUCCAAAGUGUUGGACAUACAGGUUUUUUCCUAAUAAUGUUGAACCAUUUUUCAAAACUUCUAAUUCGUAAACAACGUAUUUCAAAUAUAGUAUCUGAUGAAUUUUGACAUAUCUAUUAAACUGAAACCAUCAUAAUAGUCAAUACUGACCAUAUCUGUCACUGUCUUUUUACUUAAUGUACUUUUCUAAUAUCCCUCUCCCUGUCCUUCACAGCUCUC